This is a messenger RNA of Dermacentor andersoni, 12889 nucleotides long. Its product is annotated as DNA mismatch repair protein Mlh3-like. The record is from RefSeq and is a predicted model, not a curated record. Lineage: Eukaryota; Metazoa; Arthropoda; Arachnida; Ixodida; Ixodidae. Gene Ontology annotation, biological process: mismatch repair. Gene Ontology annotation, cellular component: mismatch repair complex. Gene Ontology annotation, molecular function: ATP hydrolysis activity; ATP-dependent DNA damage sensor activity; protein binding.
GUCAGCUGUCGCACAUGGUAACAUAUUUGUGGCCGCCAAUUACAUAAUUUAAUUUAAACGAACCGCAGCUCGUAAUGGCUUCGUUGGCCGCGCGCGAAUAUGUUGAUUGCAUCCGUCACACACGCGCUUCUUCAUCCUUGGUGAAACUUGUUCGACCGCGGCAUUUCUCAAGUUUUCGUGAGAAGUGUGAUGUGUGUGCAAGCAAGUGAAAUCACUCUUCUUGAAGUGUACAGAAAUGGAGCUGAAGCGGCUGCCUACCGAAGUAGUAAGCAAGCUGAGGGCGGGAGUCGCAGUCGUGAGUGUCGCGCACUGUAUGGAAGAACUAGUUCUGAACGCCCUGGACGCCGGUGCAACGUGUGUUGCUGUUCGUCUGAAUAUGACCUACCAUAAAGUUCAAGUUGUGGACAACGGUCAUGGAAUGCCGAGGGAUCAGCUCGAAAACUGUGGGGAAAGGUACUGUACCAGCAAAUGCAGCACACUCAGCGAUUUGGAGCACCCGAAGUUUUACGGAUACCGCGGGGAAGCUGUAUCAAGCAUUGUGGAAAUGUCCGGAAUAGUCCAGAUCGAGUCCAAGUCAUCCACCUGUGCCCAUUCGUGGUGCAAAACGUUUGCCCGCGGUAAACUCCGAGAACUCACGCCGUCCGCCACAAACAGACCAAGCGUCGGCACCACAGUCACAGUAUUGGACUUCAUGUACAACUUACCUGUCAGAAGAGGCUGCCUCUCAGAAGCAAUCGACUUCGAAUUCUGCCUUCAACACCUCGAAGGCAUCGCGCUGAGCCAUCCGGAAGUGUCGUUCACUUUGCGCAAUGACGUUACCGGUGAAAAACUCUUUCAGACACACAAAACGAAUUCCGUACUUGACAUCUUUGCUCAACUGUUUGGAGCUCAAAGAGCAGCGACACUGAAGCGCACUUUCAUCAAGAAAAAGCACUUCGCUGUAGAAGCGUACAUCAGUCUUGAAGGACACACUACAAAACAGCUGCAGUUUGUGUACCUCAACAAGCGCCUGUUGCGCAAGACCCGCAUUCACAAGCUUUUUCACAAUGUCAUCAAAAAGUAUGUGCUUGGGUUUCACACAAAGUCAGUGGCCCUCCCCGGAAGUCCAAGCAAGCUAAGAAACAAGCAACCUGUGUUCGUCAUCAUUUUUAACUGUACCUCCAGGACCUUUGAUAUCACCUACGAACCGCAAAAGACUUUUGUGGAGUUCACUGAUUGGGACGAAGUGACAAAGUUGUUUGAACAGCUGCUUAAUGACUUCCUACACGAGCACGCCGUCAUAAGCCACAACUUUGUCAUAAAUGGUGAGCUAGCAUUCUCACAGAAAACGCCUCCUGAAUGUGAGCCACCAGUGAGAACCGAUUUGAACAUCAACAUUGAAAAUGUGCCAAAUGCACUGGUUUCAAGGAAGGUAUGCAGAAAGGGGCCAAACAAUGUAGCAGAACCUGUUGAAGAGGAACGUAUCGCAUUAGAAGACAUUGCCGUUUGUACAGUGCACUCAGCCAGUGAAAAACAUUUAGGGCAUACUGAAAUGCCGUUGGUGCAUAGUUUGAACACAAAGGCUGAUAUGCUCCAAGGCAAGGACGUAGGUGCUCAUCAUCCCAAAGUUGCAAUUGCCCUACCGCCAUCUUUUUCAGCUGUCUCAAGUACAAGACCAUUGCUCUGUAUGCCAGGAAAUGACACACUCUUUGACAUUGGCAAAAAAUGUAACUUCGUGAAGCGAGGUCAGUCUAGAACAAUGCAUUCUGAACAGACAUGUGGUACAGCAAAGCAGUGCAAUGUUCCUGAAGACAUUCAUACUCAGAGAUAUAGGUCUGCUUACCAUCACCAAAAUAAUCCAAGUACUGAUGCAGCAAGUCCCCGGAACACAGAUAUGGUACACGGGUUCAUUCACAAAGAGUCUAACUGCCAUAAACGGGCAGUGUCCUUGGCUCCAGAGACAAAUUUAUGCAUCAAAAACACUAAAAAUGCACCUGUAGUUGCAUGUAUGGAAAAAAAGAGAGAACUAGCUGCGAAACAUUCGAACUCAAGUGAUGAAUCACUCAUCAGGAAACUUUAUUGCAAGUAUAAUUCAAGCCCAAUGAGCUAUCACGAAAAUAACCCAAAAAGGAAGAUGAAUGACGCACCAAUUCCACAGCAAACUGAUGUAGUGCACAAGCCCUCUCAUAAAGAACAUGGUUGCCAUGAAAGAACCAUGUCUUUUAACCCAGAAUAUACAUCGCACAUCGAAAGUACUAGAAAUGCACCUGUAGCCACAUGUAUGGCGAAGACAAGGCAACUAGCUGCAAAAAAUUUGCACUCAAGUGAAAAAACACUCAGAAGAAAAAUGCAUUGCAAAGAUAAUUCAAGUGAUGUGAGUGACGCUUGUGAUGCAUCCAACAACUUGGUGCCUGUUCCUUCAGACAAGGCGCAAGGUCAUGCAGCUGUAAUUAUUGACCCCAUAAUUUCACAGAGUCACACUCUCUCCACCAAGUCAAUACCUCUGGCCACAAAGCUACACCGAAGAAUGAAAACUCACCUUCCCACCACCAAGCAUGCAAGUGCUACGCUCACAUCUUUUGCUAUUCCUGACAUCCCAUCGUGCGAGGCAGCAGCUCGUCUUUGCGCAACGAGUGAGUCGUUCAUGCAGACAGCAGAUUUCAGAUGCUUGUGUGUGCAGGUGCAACAGCUCUGCCCCUUGCAUGGCACAGAAGUCAUACCUAGUAAAGUACUUAGAUUUGACCGACGUGCGCUUCAGCAUGACGUGGAAAAUGCCCUUGAUGAGACAAUCAAAUCAGCAUGUCAGACACAGAGGUUCAUACCAGAAACAUCGGCAGAGCCUUUCACUUGCUCAGAUCAUCAUGAAUCUUAUUUCACCCUAGGUCAGAACAAGGAAACAGCCAUGACACUUGUGCAGAGCACACAACCUUUCACAAUGCAUGCAGAAACGAAGAGCGACCCCGCUGCCUGUGAAGUGGUGGAAAUGGCCUCUCUCAGUGGUUCUUCUGUAGAAAUUGAUGGCAUCAGUUCCAGUGAGGAGUUCGCACCUGCUAUCACAGCGGAAGAUCAGUCAACAGAUGCCACUCAAGCCACGUCCACAUCACCACCAGGCAUCGGCCAUGGGAGUUCAGAAAGUGGCCGUGUACCGACUGCUACAAGAAGCUCCUUUUCACUCAGUCAAGUGCGGCUGAUUCAAAACAACACCCAAAAACAUCCAAAUUCAAAUGAAAAAAUAUCCAAAACUUGUAAGGAGGGUGUAACGUGCAGCCUCUUUUCUGCAAGUCCACAGAAAAGUGCAUCGCAGCGUAUAACGCUUACAAAGACAUUACAUGUCGCUGAAAUGAUCCCUCCUUGUAUGAAGAAUGACAAUUCGUGGAGCAUAGCAACCACUGAAGAUGAACUGGGAGGUCUCACACAGCCGUCACCCGUUGAGAAUCCAUCACAGCAGUCGAGUAAAUGCAAAGAACCUAACACAUUUGGCACUGAAACCAUGCAGCAACAACUUGCUAGCCUUACAGAGGGCUCUACUGCCAUUCGAGGAGACCAACCUCCUGCUGUCAUCGUUGAACAAAGCAGAGCAGAUGAUAUGUCCACUGUUGAGGUGUACCCCGGUAACUGGGCAGCAUGUAUAGAUCCAACAUCGGGUGAAAAAGUGUUCAUCAAUAUGACGUCAGGAAACUCAUCUUUUAGCUUACCAUCACUUUGCCUCGAGCAAGAGAACCAUGCUCCGACAGGAGCUCGUGACACUGCGCAACAAAGAAACUCUUCCUUGGCUCCCGCUCCCUUCAUACAGCAGUUUCAACCCAGGCCCCAAGAUGAACGGCCACAGUUUGGGUGUUCACCAGACCCCGAGCAAGCAGACGUUGCAAACAUAGUCCGUGUAUGGAACAACCCAGCCCUUUUGUGCAGCACCACAGGCCAGGACAUUGUGGAUGGUGGGCUGCACUCGAACGAUGGUGGCUCAGGGCCACUGUACAGGAUCACACAAUCAUACAAGUUCAGGAAGGAGAUGCUUGCUUACGUUCAGUUAAUAGGUCAAGUGGAUGCAAAGUUCAUCGCCUGCCUCAUGCCUUUGUCUCAAAACAUGGUUGUUCAGGGAGAGAGUCUGAUUGUGCUGUUUGACCAACAUGCUGCUCACGAGAGAGUUCGGCUUGAGUGGCUGUUAGAGAAUCAAUACGAGGCAAGAGGACAGGCACGAUGCGUUCGGUCCUCAGCAUUGAACAUGGACCUGACCAUUACCUUGGAACCCGACACCCUUCGACGGGCGGUGAUUUGCGAGAGAGAAAUGCGCAAGCUUGGCAUCCACUACACUGUCCAGAACUCCAGCUUGUCAUUCAAUCGUCUUCCUGCGUGUCUCCUAGAAAGAGAUGAAAGUGAGCAGCGAGCUGGCCGGCCAUCGACCCUUGCAUCUCGUAUGGAGGAGCUCCUCAGAGACCACACAGAAGUGCUGUUGGGCACAAGGCACAGUGCCAUUGCCUUGCCAAAAUUCCUGAUGGAUGUGCUCAGCUCCCAGGCAUGCCACGGCCCUUCUGAGCACAUCGCUAGUUAUUGGAGGAGUUUCUGUAUCCUGUUCAGUACCGUUUCUAAUGGAGGUAUUCCUGAUUCCUCUGGGUAUUGUACAGGUGCCAUCAGGUUUGGAACUGUGCUGGAAAAGUCAGAGUGCGCCAAGAUUUUGAGAGCCCUGUCAAAGUGCACGCUGCCUUUCCAGUGUGCCCACGGGAGACCGUCUCUUACGCCAAUUGUGGAUCUGCGAUUCUUGCCAUCUGAGGAGAAGGAAUGCCGGAAGCCUAACUUGGCUACUCUGCUUGCAAGGCUGAAGAGCGACAUCAACCCUGAGAUGAUGGCGGUGAAGAUUAACUAGAGAGAUGUCUGUUCAGGAAUGCCAUCAAGCAGUUGUAGUUAUGAAUGAAUUGACUGCGAGAGCUGUGAAUAUGGCAAUGUUGCCUAUUAAAUAAAAUCUCUAUGGGUCUUAUAUCAGUUCUGUAAUAUAUGAAAUGUGUAUGCACACACUGUGAUGACAUAAUAAAAUUAACUUCCACUAGAUAAUCUGGCUUUUUUUUGUAAUGCCACUCCAGUCCGUACAGAGAAUAAGUCACACUAUCAAACUGGCCACCAGCCAAUAUCAUGCUGAAUAUCGCAUGUGUAUAGCAAUAGUAGUGCGAAGGUGUGGUUUCGGCUCCCACCGGUGGCAAGUUGUUUUUCCGUCCACUUUCAUUUCCUUUUAAUUUAUCAUUUCUACAUUUCAGUUAAAGUGACAAAUAACUUCCUCUAUGCUUUCUUUGGUUUCACAUGAUUCUGAUUAACCAAAAUCGGGCCCCUUGGUUGCCUUUAUUAUCGGUCUAAUUAUUUAUUUUAUUUUUAUGUAUUGAUACUGCAAUCCCGAUAUUGUGAUUACAGCAGGGUGGGAAAAAAGAAGUAAGCAAUUUCACAAAGCAGGCAAAACGCAAACCAAAAAGAAAUAAGGGUGCGUCUUUCCUGUUUUGUAUCCAGAAGAGGGUUAUAGCGCCGAAAAAACACAACACACAGCAAGCGAGACGGGACAGGCGCAACUUCCAACUGUUUAUUCACCGCGUAUGCGAAUGAAUAUAAGGUCAAACAAAGAUGGGUAGCAAGAACCACACAUGCGCACGAGGUUUUUACAAAAAGCGGAUAAAGAUAGGUGAGGUACACACGUAUCUCACGCCCGUGUAUCUAAAAAGUCAGUUUCAUUCUUAUAAAUGGAGAUAGAUGGGGCGCUAACACAAUCGCUACAGUUUCUUUGAAUAUAGUAGGCCUCCAACAGUUCACGGGCUGUCUGGUCCUUACUUCUGCUUAAAACCUUUGCUUCUUUCAGCCUUGCCACACACUUAAUCUUCCUUUCUUCUCCGCAGGCUUUACAAUGAUGCGGCAGAUGAGAACCAGUACCAUUUUUUAAAUCGCGAUUAUGUUCCGCUAAUCGGUCAUUAAUACAACGGCCGGUUUGUCCGAUGUACUUCUUUCCACAUGUGAGAGGUAUCUGAUAUACGACACCCACGGCACAUUUAACAAGUGGGGCUGCAUGUCUCUUUUUACAGUCAGUUUUUUUUAUCUUGUUGGGAUCAGUUUUCACGCACAAGCCAGCCAGUUUCUUUGGGGCAGAAAAAACCACAGGAACCUUAUAUUUUGUCGCUACAUGCUUCAAAUUGUGCGCUACCUUAUGGGUGUACGGGAUGACAACCGGUCUAUUUUUGCUUUUGGGGACGUCAUCUUGGUCGCCCCUCUUUGUACUUUCUUUUUUCAAUUUUCUCAACAAGGCUUCCGCUACUCCGGUUAAAAUCGAGGUUGGAAAGCCUGCUUUUUCCAACUUCCGAAUCUGGGUGUUAAAGCUUUCCUCUGCCUUAUGGCAACAAGAUUUCUUCAGCAACGCUUCCAGGCACAUCUGAGCAAUGGCGCGCUUUACUGUCUUUGAAUGGGAUGAAUCAUAAGGCAUUAGUUCUUUUUGUGCGCGAGGGCGAUACAUCCAGCAAAAGCUUUGGUCAUUAAGGGUGAUGUCAAUGUCUAAAAACUGCAAUCUGUUGCCUUGGGCAAGCUCAUGGGUGAAGUCUAAACCUUUUCCAAGUAGUUUAAAACCAGAUAAAACUUCUUCCACUAUUUGUGGGUAAGAUGAGGAAACCUGUUUCUUUAAAAUAAUUAAAAAAUCGUCAACGUAUCUAAAAGUUUUCAGCACUUUGGCUUCGUCGAAAGUAUCUGCCAGUGACCUGUCCAUCUGCGCGAGAAAGAUGUUACAUAGCACUGGAGCAACGCAGGAACCAAUGCAAAUUCCUUUUUUUUUUUUUUUUUUUUUUGCAUUGGUUCCUGCGUCGCUCCAGUGCUAUGUAACAUCUUUCUCGCGCAGAUGGACAGGUCACUGGCAGAUACUUUCGACGAAGCCAAAGUGCUGAAAACUUUUAGAUACGUUGACGAUUUUUAAAUUAUUUUAAAGAAACAGGUUUCCUCAUCUUACCCACAAAUAGUGGAAGAAGUUUUAUCUGGUUUUAAACUACUUGGAAAAGGUUUAGACUUCACCCAUGAGCUUGCCCAAGGCAACAGAUUGCAGUUUUUAGACAUUGACAUCACCCUUAAUGACCAAAGCUUUUGCUGGAUGUAUCGCCCUCGCGCACAAAAAGAACUAAUGCCUUAUGAUUCAUCCCAUUCAAAGACAGUAAAGCGCGCCAUUGCUCAGAUGUGCCUGGAAGCGUUGCUGAAGAAAUCUUGUUGCCAUAAGGCAGAGGAAAGCUUUAACACCCAGAUUCGGAAGUUGGAAAAAGCAGGCUUUCCAACCUCGAUUUUAACCGGAGUAGCGGAAGCCUUGUUGAGAAAAUUGAAAAAAGAAAGUACAAAGAGGGGCGACCAAGAUGACGUCCCCAAAAGCAAAAAUAGACCGGUUGUCAUCCCGUACACCCAUAAGGUAGCGCACAAUUUGAAGCAUGUAGCGACAAAAUAUAAGGUUCCUGUGGUUUUUUCUGCCCCAAAGAAACUGGCUGGCUUGUGCGUGAAAACUGAUCCCAACAAGAUAAAAAAAACUGACUGUAAAAAGAGACAUGCAGCCCCACUUGUUAAAUGUGCCGUGGGUGUCGUAUAUCAGAUACCUCUCACAUGUGGAAAGAAGUACAUCGGACAAACCGGCCGUUGUAUUAAUGACCGAUUAGCGGAACAUAAUCGCGAUUUAAAAAAUGGUACUGGUUCUCAUCUGCCGCAUCAUUGUAAAGCCUGCGGAGAAGAAAGGAAGAUUAAGUGUGUGGCAAGGCUGAAAGAAGCAAAGGUUUUAAGCAGAAGUAAGGACCAGACAGCCCGUGAACUGUUGGAGGCCUACUAUAUUCAAAGAAACUGUAGCGAUUGUGUUAGCGCCCCAUCUAUCUCCAUUUAUAAGAAUGAAACUGACUUUUUAGAUACACGGGCGUGAGAUACGUGUGUACCUCACCUAUCUUUAUCCGCUUUUUGUAAAAACCUCGUGCGCAUGUGUGGUUCUUGCUACCCAUCUUUGUUUGACCUUACAUUCAUUCGCACACGCGGUGAAUAAACAGUUGGAAGUUGCACCUGUCCCGUCUCGCUUGCUGUGUGUUGCGUUUUUUCGGCGCUAUAACCCUCUUCUGGAAACAUGCACCAACUAGCCCCCCAACAAGUAUUACCCUGUCUUGUAUGUUUCCUGUGUGCAUCUUUUUUGACAGUUUAUUUCUUAAUAAAUGGUGCAGGUUGAAGCUCUGCAGCCAGUAUCAGGAGUACAACAUUUUAAGAAGAUGUCAAACAGUAAAAAAAAAAAAAUCCAAUAGAACAAUAAAGUGACAGAAUGCAGUAACACACACUAGGUAAUAAGUUGUUUGAACAACGUCAGUGACGGCUGCAACACUUCAUUUUUAGUGAGGUUAUUCCAACUGGUAAUAGUUUGCGGAAGGAAUGAGUAUUUAAAGCAGUUAUUACGGACACGAAAAGGAGCUAACGUUAGCUGAUGUCAUUGUUGGGUCGCAUACUCAGAUGAAAAAUGAAGAAUGGGCACCUUCAGUUCUGUUGUGUCCUUUAAUUAAUUGGUACACAAAUUUAAGUCGUGCAGAACGAUUUCGCUCAGUUAUUGUCGGCAGGCCAGUUUUAACCCUUUCAGGGUCAAUGACGUAAAUAUACGGCGCCACGAACAAGUCCAAAAUGGUCAAUGGCGUAUAUUUAUGGUGCUGUCUGUACAUUUAUAUAGCGUGCCAAUUUCCUAAUUUUUUUCUUUCCUGGCAUGUGCUGCCACUAUGUGGGAAUACAGGGAAUUUUUUUCUCGCACCUCCCUCUCUUGGUUUUUGUCGCAUGGUUUGUUUUAGGGCUUCUAUAUACUACCGCUUGCGCAUUGGCGCAUGCAUGGGCGGGCGACAGUUCGGGUUUUCUUCCACGGGUGGUUUCAGCUUCUUGCGCUCACGAAACUGAUGGCUAUCUCAUUACUAAUCGUUCAAAGGGCAGCCACCUGUUUCUCACUCGUUUAGUGCUCACAGGGGUGAGCAUAGGAAGGGUGCCGCCGUGCAUGCAUUUCCUUUUUUUUGGGAGGGGGGGGGGGGAGACUUGUGAUAUCUAAUUGCCUCUGGUUGACGAUAAGAUGAAGAUUAGCGGAAGUUUGUCACUUGUUUGACGGGCACACAACCACACAGUUUGCUUCGGUGCGCUCAUCUACGCAGUUCGAUUAGGAAAUGGAUGUGAAUAUUAGAGUAAGAGCAGGAACAUUUGAGACUUGCGAAAUAUUCUCGUGUGCGCAUAUUCUAACUAAGCCUUGAACUAUAACAACGCAUCAAAUUUUUAAUUCUUAUAAGUUCAUUUCCUUUUUUUAUUGUUGUUAUUCAUGAAUAAAGAGUACAUAUACAUAUACCAAUGCAAAAUAUAUUUUUCUCACUUUACGGUUACCCUAAAAAAAUUACAGUAAAUUUUUUUCGAAAUAGGUCCCUUAGAAGAAUUGGAAUCUGCAAUAAAAAAAAUCGACACUGGGCGGUUGCAUAUGGUGAAAAAAAUCAAUCCUGAAAGGCUUAAUUAAAAGAUGUGUUACUGAUAUACGUUGACGUCGGGAAUUGUUAUAUAUGUAUCGAGCAGCCCACCUCUGAACCCUCUCUACUUUGUUUACGUUAGCCGUAGUGAGUGGAUCCCAAAUGUUAGCCACCUAAUCUUAGGAAGGCAAAACAAUACAUUUGUAAGCAAGGCGGCAGACAGAUAGAACGGACAACCAUUAAUAAUGCCCAUCUUAAGAAAACAAUUUAUCAAAAGCAUUACACAUGAAAUCAGUAUGUUUAUUUCAGCUAAGAUUGUUAGUGACCCAGUGGCCUAAAUACUUAUAUUCUGUUACUUCUGCAAGUGUCACACCAUUAGUGCUGUAAUCAAACAGUAAGGCAUUCUUUUUGUGAGCGAUCCUCAUUAUUGCAGACUUUUCAAAGUUGAUGGACAUUUGCUGUGAUUCACCGUAUGCAGAAACUUCUGGCAACAUGGUAUCCAGCAGUAAUUUCUAUGAGGCACUUCUUACUUCCGUAUAAAUGACACAAUCAUCGUUGUAAAGUCUAAUUUUCACAGGAGCGUCACAGACAAUGUCAUAAAUAUAUAUAAAAAAACAACAGAGGCCCAAGAACAGGGCACUGAGGAACACCAGAGUUAACUGCAAGCCUGUCAGAACAUUGAUAGUUAAAAACAAUGAAUUGUUGUCUGUUUAAAAGGUAGGCUAAAAUGCACUUUACUAAUUAUUUGUUAUGAAGUAUUGGGUCUAAUUUAUAAAUUAACUUUUCGUGAGUGACCCUGUCGAAAGCUUUCGAGAAAUUCAUAAAUACUGCAUCAAUGUGUGUUCCAUUGUUAACUGAAGAGGCAAGAUCAUGUAUAGUUUCUACAAGCUGUGUACAAGUUGAGUAGCCUCUCCUGAAUCCAUGCUGAUAUUUAGUAAAAAAAAUUCACGAGCAAUUAUGAUACUGCCUAAUGUGAAAUUUGAGUGCACUACUCUACACGUGCUUUCGUUUUGCGAUAUAUUGAGGCAAAGAAUUUGAGAGAGAAAUGUGGCAGAUUCGGCAAUAAUCGAAAAUCUGAUCUGUGGGCCAAGUGCAUCGGCUUUUAUGCACGACUCGUCAAAGGUUUCAGUGUAAUCGCUGGUGCUGCUUGGCUUCUCCAGAAGGUACUGCACAACUUGCAUCGCUUGUACAAUCAGAUUAUAAAACGACCACAAACCGUGACAAUCGGAACAAGCGUGAACGAGAUCAAACCAAGCAAACCAAACAAGCGCAAGCGAGAUCUGAUGCGAGCAGACAAUAGUACGAAACUAGCGGCCUGGUUGCGACCAGAUACAAGUAUGCAUCAAGCGGUCAGGCUGGUCCACAUGAAACCAGUUUCCUGCAUGCACCUCACUGAUCACUGAAGGGGACGCACUCAUUGGCGUCCGCUGUUUGCGGCUUACGUCUUCUUUCAUCUGCCGCUUCAUGUUCGCUCUUUCAUCCUUCGCUGUUGUGCUCAAUCACUCGGUUACACCGACGCCGACACUCGCCGCAGGAACAGGCGCCUAAGAGCUGCGCUCUAAAUAUUGUUAGCUUCGAGAAAGUUUGAUGUGCGAUUGUGAAUUAUGUGUGCAAGCACUUUACAGGCAGUCGAUGUUAGCGAGAUUGAGCAGAAGUUCUUGAUCAAUGACAUGUCUUCACUUUUUUGAAGCAGUUUUACUGUAGCAGUCCCCCAGUCUCUCAGAAUUUGUAUAAGGGGACAUCGCACAAGCGCAUAAAGAAGGGCACGGACAGAAAAACAAAAAAAGACACACCAAACGCUAGCGUUCGGUGCGUCUUUCUUCAUGUUUCUGGCCGUGUCCUUUUUUACGCGCUAGUGCGAUGUCCCCUUAUACGAAUAACCACCAACUAACUAGCCCAGCUUUCUGCCUUAAAUCUCAGAAUUUGACCUUCACAUACAGACCUUAUAAACAAAACAAACAUUUAGAUGUAUGUACAUUGCGCAUGUCUUUUCAAAAGGGCAUUAGGUAUGGUGCCCAGUCCAGGUGAUUUCUUUACAUUGAGGUUAAGCAGCAUACUUAAGAUACCAUGCUCACUAAUGAUAAGGUCCUCCAAAGGCGGGAGUGAGGCUUCAAAUUUUGGAAAGAUAUUAUUGUCGUUAGUGAAUACAGAUUUAAAGUGUUCAUUGAAGACAUUAGAUACUGCUUGUGCAUCAGUGACCAGAACAGCUUUGAUUUCAAACCGAUCAUGGGUCCUCGAGGUUGGGGAAACUGAACGCCAGAAUUUCUCGGGAGACUGACAUAAAGUUGGGUAGAGAUCCUUAAAGAUCACAGUGAAGGCCCCGAAUCUGGCAGGUUUGUUGUCUUCAGAUGGCAUGCGAGGGUUUACUGGUCAGUUGCUUGCUCAUUCACAUACUCAUACCUGCCAAGUGCAAACUUAAAUAUUCAUAAGAUCCACGGACAUACGCUUGGAGGGACUGUAGGGAGGCAGGGCGAUAACACCUAUUGUUUUUUAAAACUUCCCUUGACCACACGCCUUUCCAGGGAUACAUACACACUAUACAGUCGCCCACAGCCGAGUACGCCAGCAUUUUGCUUUCCACUCGUAUUAGAAUGUGACUGGCAGCAGGGUGUCAAACCCAUGAGCUCAAGUUCGGCAACAGAAUGCCAUAGGCGCUGAGCAAUCACGAGAGUUAAAAUGAGAUAGUGAUACAAAGAGAAGUAUUUAGUUUGUUAGCUGUAUGAGUGUACACGCACGGCCGCUGCUAGUGGGAACACAGUGCCCAUGGAAUCGCUCCAAGGAGUUCCCCACUAGCGGCGCCUCAUGAAGUCUUGCGGUGCAGGCACAAUCAAAGCGAUUGGCGAAAAGCCCGGGGAGUCAUCUGCUAUGGUGAGUCAUCUGCCAAGACUUCACAAGGCACUGGUGGUGGCGCUCCGCAGAGCGCUGCCCAUGGGCUUUCUUGUUACCACUAGCAGUGGGCGCGCCUGUACAGUUGAAUGCGUGCUUGACACUAUGUUUGUCGACACAUUGUGUAAACAUCAUUGAAGUAUUCCAGAACAAUAUGCGACACAGACACACAUUUAAAAAGAGAACCAUACUUGGUUUUACUACUCUCAUCAUGUUUUACAUUUAUGUACACACAUGUUUGUGAAUUGGCAAUUUCUACUGACAAAGCAGGCAGCAACGCGUUCCUUAUGCAACAGCAGUAGCAGAGAAAUAUCAUGGCAACGCACGCAGAGAUAGAUAAAAGGCAAGCAGGGGCCACAUUUUGCAACGACUAUCACAAAUACAUCCCUCUCACAUUUCGUCAGUGGCUUGCACACACACACUGUGGCAUGCUAUUUUCGCUAUCAGCUACACCCAGAAAGGUCGUCAUUAGCACGUGCAGACCAUCACAUGCCGGUUUACAUUUUUUUUUCUUUUUCCGGGAUCAGCAAUUCAGUAUGACUGAUGACUGAGGAUCGUUACAAACUGUGGCCCCCGAGAAA